Messenger RNA from Opisthorchis viverrini, 1319 nucleotides. RefSeq lists its product as hypothetical. Gene Ontology annotation, biological process: positive regulation of hippo signaling. The coding region runs from base 1 to 1080 and encodes 359 amino acids. The transcript has 7 exons. Gene Ontology annotation, cellular component: cytoplasmic side of apical plasma membrane; cytoskeleton. The record is from RefSeq and is a predicted model, not a curated record. NCBI's taxonomy places the organism in Eukaryota, Metazoa, Platyhelminthes, Trematoda, Opisthorchiida, Opisthorchiidae.
AUGCCAGUUUCUGGCAAGGUCUCUUGGAAACUCAAAGUCGUCCUACUGACAAACGAAUCGGUUAUUUUGACCUAUGAUAAAACCACAACUGUCGAAGAAAUCCACCACGAAAUCUGUGACAUACUGGAAUUAAAUGAGCGUGAAAUGUUCGGUAUAGCGGUUUUAUCAGAUCCCAGUGAAAAGUUAAAAGGAAUUGAUUUCGAUUAUCUGAGUUUAUCGAAGAGCUUCGGAAAGCUAGGGCGUAAAGUUGUCCCAAAGUUUCGCCGUCGUGCACAGACAACAUUUUUUGGCCCUACACCACCCGACGUGGCGCUACAAUCCUACCGGACGGUAUAUUUCCGCGUGAGAUUUUACAUUCCACUCCACUGUCUUCGUGAGCGAGACACGCAACAUUUGUAUUAUGAACAGUUGCGUACCAAUCUACUAGAGUACGGCCUCUACUGUGACCUAGCUACUUACCUCGAACUGGCCGCACUGGCCCUGCAAGCCGAGUACGGUAAUGCGCCCACUGAUUGUUUGGAUGAGGAGCUAAACGGUCAAACGAUUCCUGUCUAUUUUGACCCGGAAGGAAUUUAUCCGCAUCAGAUGCUACAAGAGUACUCAAGGGAAGGGCUGCUUCGCAUGACCUUUCGUCGUCAUAUGGCACUCCAGGACAUGCCGCGUCGUUCAGCGGAAUUCCACUUCAUCCGGCUAGGGUCAAAACGCACAUCCAACUUCAAUAAGCAUUUAUACAAGCUCGCACCGAUGAGUCAGUCCAACUUCACCGUAUGGCUUGGGGUCAGUCCCGACGGGAUUGAGUUACAUCAGCAAAUUAAGAGCGGAUGGAUAUCCCCGACCAGCCUAAUCUUAUGGCGAGACAUUUACUGCAUAUCACAAAAGGAGCGUGUCCUUAUUGUGCAUUUGUACGCGCGGAAAACAGUGCGUAAAUUCCAGUUUGAGCACGGCCUUUCGUCAAAACACAUGUUUGCCUUGGUCAGCCACAUGCAUUUUUUCCAACUCCGAGCUGAGCUUUCCGCUCCGUACUCGGCUGGAUUGUUAGAGCACAUCGAACGAGGAUACUAUGAAGAGCGCUAUUUAUGACAAUGAUUGAGAAUAAGUAUAUUUGGGGCAUUCUGAUUCUACACUGAGUGCACUUAUGUUCGCUGUAACUGGGACCUUCGCUACUCCAUCAACUUUUCAUAUCGACACGUCUGCUUGACCGAGAUUUACUUAUUUUCCCACCACUUUUUACUUUGUCUACUGUUAUCAACCGUCUUGUUAUCAAAGUGAAGAAAAUUUCGAUUUUCUCACGUCAGUUCUUAAAAUAUUUGUUGUUGUCG